UUUUUUAUAAUAUGCUGAUUGUUGCAGGUCUUCCUCAGUCAUGAGCCUCCUUCACUCCAUCUAUGAAGCCGGUGUGCGUGGGCUACUUGAAAUGUUAGAUUCUGAAGCUCUACUCGCUCUGGCUCGGACAUCCACAAACAACCGCAUUUUGCCUCUUAAUUCUAGUGAGGCCAUAGAAAUUAUUCUCCUGCACACUCCAGACUUGGGACGUUUCUUUUCCUACCGUCGCUUGUCUGCACAAACACUGUUUCUGUAUCUCCACAAGUAUCAAGUACCAUCGAUGGGUUUUGCCAAUAAAAAUCAAAUGAUCAUGGCUGUGAAGGACUUAUGGGAAAAGCAGUGUGGCAGAAAAGCUGUGUCAAAGCCUACAACUUUAAAACGAAGGGCAUCUUCAGAUCCUGAAAUUGAAAGUCCCAAAGGUAGAAAAGGCAAUGUCUCUAGUGGUAGACUUAGAGUAGCUAGCACAAACACUGAUAAAACUGAAGAUAUCACAUCUACUGAUAGAAAUAAAUCUAUACACAGUCCUUCAAGCACCAAUGCAGUUAGAUCACUAAAUCGUACUGUUUCAGGCACUCAAGUAGAAAAAAAUAUUGCUAAUGACGAUACUGAAUCUGAAUUUGAUGUCACACCUUUUGCUCAGCCAAUAGUGAGUGUCAUUAGGAGUGAUGACUUCACCAGAGAUUUCUGCGAAUGGUAUUUUAAUAUGGUGAAUCGCUUACAGCCAGUGUGUGCACACCACAUUGGUGACACCUUUCGGGAAGACAUCUUUUACAGCAAUAGCUUUGCAGAUAUUUAUUUUAUUGGACAUUCAUGUGGUGAGAAACAUGCCCAGGGUAGAGAUAACACUUAUGCACUUUUAAGAGAAACUUUCAUGGCAUAUAGUCUUCUCUUCAGUCCAAAUUUGGAAAAUGGAACACAAGCUUUCAAGUCAGAUCAUGGACUGGUGAAGAUUUGCUGUUGUGGUACAUUACAUCAUAAAAAUGCAUUGGUAGGGAUUUUUGAGCAAGAAUCUGGCUUAGUGUGCAGUCCAGUGGACCGAGCCUGGAAGAUAAUGUACAUCAAGAUCAAUUUAAAACAGUCAAAUACACUUUGUGAGCGUCCAAGUCUUCCUCCUUGCCAGCUGUUUGAAAUAGAAACAUAAUGGGAUUACUUUUGGACAAAAGCUGUAACUCUUUAAGUGAAAGAGGAAAAAUGGCUGUGAUUGUACUUUUUAGUUAUUGUUUUGCCAUUCAUAAUUACUUUUCAUAAAUGUACAUUCGCUUUAUGUGGCCAUUUUUGGUAUAUGUACUUAUGUAUUUCAUUGCCUGAGACAGUGUGAAAGAUGUAGUGAAGGAAAAGGAAGGUGUGUGUGUGAGUUAGUGUAUAUAAUUGCCUUUUUAUAGUUAAAAGGGUAGAGCAAUGUUCAUGGUAUCUUGGUUUCUAUAAUUAAUUUGUCAUAUAAAACUUUAAAGUUUCUAGUAGUUGUAACACACUGCCUUGCCUUGGAAGUCAUUGCAGCUGUCUACCACUAUUUAAGAAAUAUUUUUUCUUUAGUGUCUGUCCUCAUAACUUUUUUUUUUCAUAAUCUAAAAUUAUGUCCCCAUUAUUAGUAUAUUUCAAGAAAUUAAGAAAUUGUGUGUGUCUGUAUUUGCAAAGGCAGUCACCUGCACACUUUAAGAUCUUAUGUGAUAUUAUGUGACUUGUAUAUGUACUUGUAGGAAAUGAACUUCAGUUCCUAGUCGCUACCCCUUGACCAUUAAUUGGUUGCUGUGAUUACUCCCUGUAUUGUAUUUAUCAAUUUAGCCUUUGUGUCUGAUGUCCUGUUUAUGUGAGCCUCUGGUGAUAGGCUCAUUGUGAUGCCCAACUGCUGGGAGCCACUUGUUAAACCUCUGGUUAUAGGCUCAGUAUGAUGCCCAACUGCUGGGAACCACUUGUUUAACCUCUGGUUAUCGGCUCAGUUGAUGCCCAGCUGCUGGAAGCCAUUUGUUAAAUCACUCCUGCAGUUUGUUCAUUAUUUUUACUGAAUGUGGGAGUGCCUAGUAUUUGUAGAAGUUGAGCUCCAGUUAUUGGGCCCUAUCUUUGCUCAGCAAUUAUUUGGUAUGGCUUACUCUUCACCAUCUUCAGGUUUUCCUUGUGUUAUUACCUGUUUAAAUUUGUGGGAGGAUGAACUUCAGCUCCUGGUCUCCUCCCUAUUAAUUUUAGACCAACUGGUAUGAAAUUGGCUUGUCAUAUCUGCUUUUGAACUUUUGUUUGGACUAUUUUUUAGGUAAUCUCAUAUCUUGACUGCUUUGUUGAAAUAUUUUUUAAUAUCAUAAUAACUCAUUUGGGUGUGUAAUUUACAACCAUGCCACAUUAUAUCUAGUUUAUCCUCGGUGAAGAACUUAGCCUUGUCUAUCAUGUCAGCAGCUUUGAGUAUUUUGAAUGUGCCAAAGACACACUUGGAGAACUGUCAAUAUUUUUGGUUCAAAAUUCUUGAAUGGUUUACCAGCAGAGGUAAAUAUUGAAGGACUAAAGGUAAAUUUCUUCUAGAGGAAACUGGACCACUACCUGCUACAAGUGCCUUAUCAACCAGGUUGUAAUUGUUACAUAGGAAUAUGGUUAGCUAUAGCAUCAGCCUGAUUGACUAGUCAAAAACAAGAAAUUUGAUCUCAGGCCAUGCUACAUGGUAUGUGACCAUUGUACAGCACUGCUUUCUCAAGAAUAUGGUACACUGUCUGGUCUCCUUUGCACCUCUCAUUAUUUUACAUUUUUGAUCCAAGGAAUUUGAAUUACCCUUUCCUUUCUUGGAUCAAACCUGACCACCUUCCAUUUCCCAUAUGACCCUUAUGGGUUUAAUGCAUUCCCAUGAAUGUUCUAAUAAUAAUUAAUUAAGAUUUACUUGGAUUGAAUUUGAUUGACCACUUUCCUGAGCAUUCCUGUACCAGUCAAUGUAAUCUUACUAUAAUCUGUAAUCUGAUGUUGGGGCUCUUCUCAUAAGCUUGGGCAUGGUAUCAUAGACUUUCACAGACAAGGAAAAUGCAGUCUGCACAACCUUUUCUUGUUUUUUUUUAUUCAGGUUAGUGAAGCAGGUCUUAACAUUCCUGAAGGCUUGUUGCUGUUGAGAGACGAAUCAUAUUUCCUCAAGUUGUUCUCUUAGUGUCUUUUCUUGUCUUCUCCCAUUACUUUGCAAGGAAUGAGAGCCAGCAGUAUUGAUCUGUAGUUUAGUGCCAUCCUGCUGUUGCCAUUUUUUAAUGUUGAAAUUGCAUUUGUUGUCUUCUGGAUGUCUGGUAAUCUGCCUGUUUAUAUUGAUUCUUUCAGGAUAUGUGCAAGUGGUUUACUAUAAGCAGCAGGUGCUUCUGUGUCCAUGGUGACAUGUUGUCAAGGCCCUGUACUUUGUGGCUGUAUUUGUCUCUCUCUUUCUCACACUGACUGUUGGUGUAUUUUCUAUCUAUCCACACUGUAUAGGUAUGUGGUAACAGAUACAUAUUAGGGUGAGUUAGAAAAGUUAAUAAGGCAAAUGGUGGCAGAGGAAGAUGGUUUCUUGUAUUGGUGAUAUAUAUAAAGAAGUGAAAUAAUGAAAAAUAUUAACAUAAGAUCAUAUAUAAAAAUUAUAUGAUGCAGGAAGUAGAUUAUAAUAAGAGUGGUGGUGGAGGGUAGUAACAAAAAUAAAAAUAUCUAUGUAACAAAAUUCAAUAUUGUAUUGCAAAUAUAUUUCAUGUGUCAUUUCUUAUAAAAAUAUAUCUUGCCAUUUCUUAUAAAUAUAUAUCUUGUUCUCCAUGGGGAAGUGGAACAAAAUUCUUCCUCAGUAAUCCAUGCGUGUCGUAAGAGGCGACUAAAAUGCCGGAAGCAAGGGGCUAGUAACCCCUUCUCCUGUAUAUAUUACUAAAUGUAAAAGGAGAAAUUUUCGUUUUUCCUUUUGGGCCACCCCGCCUCGGUGGGAUAUGGCUGGUGUGUUGAAAGAAAGAAAGAUAUAUCUUGUGUAGAAUCUUAGCCCUAGAAGAAAAUGGCUUUCCAUGAUGAAUAAUGAUAUAGUGGUACCCCGAGUUUCGUACAGCUCCCAACUCGAACAGUUAUGUAAGUGUAUUAUUGUAAGUGCUAUUGUAAGUGCUUUUGUAAGUGCAUUUUUGGGGGUCUGAAACAGACUAAUCUAUUUUAUAUUAUUCCUUAUGGGAACAAAUUCGUUCAGUAAUGGCACUCGAACAUUCUUCUGGAACGAAUUAUGGCCAAAACUCGGAGUACCACUGUAUAAUCAAAGGAGGUGCUGAACUCUCCAUAAUGUAUAGCUACAGACAUCAGUAAGCUAGUUGCUAUAAUUGUCUAAAGAGUAAUAGCUCAUGAAGGUGUUUAAAAUUUAAUAUUUAUAAUCUUGCUACAUAUUAAGAAUGUGACUAGAGAAUAAAAGUGAUUGCUUACAUAUAUAGCAUGAGUAAAAUUAAAACCUGUUGGUUUAAAUAAAUAAGGUAAUGUACCAAGGAGAUCUGUUUAUCAUUUUACUAAAGUUCAGACAGGUACACUUGUUAAGUUAGAACUGAUUUUACAUAUUAGACUCAGCGUUCUGUUUGCAUCAGUGCAACACCACAAAGAUAUUCUUAUGCAUUAGGGCAAUGUCCAGGUGCCAAAUGUAAAUAUUGUAUUAAUUAGAAAAGUAUGUAAGUGGUAAAUUUAUCAUGUAUACAUAUACUGUACAUUUUAGGAAAGUGUGCAGUGUGAAUGUUAACCUGUUGCAGUACCUGAGGUGUGGGCAUGCAGAACUGUUAUUAAAUUGUAUGUACAGCAAAGUACAAGUGAUAAUAAACAAGAAUUUGUAGCCAAACAGAUAUUAAUGGGCAGUCCUAAAAUAGAAUCUGUUUGUUAAAAUUGUCUUUUUAAUUCACUACAGUAUAAUAUGCAUUUAUAUUUUACAGAAAAAAAUUCUUUAAAUUUUUUAUGGGGUAUACCUAAAGUUUGAGUUACUCAAAGUUAGUUUUAGAGGUCAUUCUGUGGUCUACGUCUAAACCAGGUUUUCUUGUGUGAUAGCCUUAUCAGUGAGGCUGCUGGUGCUAACUUCAUGCAAUCUGACAUAAACAUCACAGCCCAGUUGAUAAGAAACUUAGCAAAAGUAAAGUAACCACCAGUAAUGGUAAUCUUGCUCCUUAAAAUGUGGAGUAAUAUUUGGGGGGAAAUCUUAAUGUAAAGUAUGGGUUCUGCAUAUGCCAAGAUACACAUUAUGCCCUUGUAUGGAAAUACUGUACUUUAUGUUAAAAAAUACAAAAGAAAAAAAAUAACAUUUUGGAUGUCUGAGACAUGGAAAAUGUUAUUUUUGUUAAUCUC
Molecule: messenger RNA, 5268 nt
Organism: Cherax quadricarinatus
Lineage: Eukaryota; Metazoa; Arthropoda; Malacostraca; Decapoda; Parastacidae
Source: RefSeq, a predicted model, not a curated record